GGGCCGAACCCCCCUCGUUACAUGUGCUGCAGCGAGGGGUACUUGCUCCGGUGUGCACGCGGCAUUUCUUUGCGCUCGGAACAAUGGACAAGGAUACAGGUGGAGAAAAUAUAAACGAAUUUCGAGAGAAUUUCAUAUAGGCUGCUGGAGUGUAGGCCUACAAAAUAGAUAAUUUGGUCACGGAUGUGUUUUUUUUUUUUUUACUGUGUAUAUUACACAUUUACUUUGUUUAGCAAUGCAUUCUAAAAAUGUUGGACCAUUUUGCGAAUGUCUUCCAUUUCAGGGCUGGUGGCGGUACUGCUGACGGUACUCCAGUGGGCAGGGCGAGGCCUCCCUUCUCCUGUCAGGCCCAUCUGUGACCCCCGCGUUCUGGACCGCUUCAUCAUGGAGGCCCGCGACACAGAGACCGCUCUGCGAGGUUGCAAGGCAGGGUGUGGCGUGACAGGCACCUUUGUGGUUCCACUGACCAACGUUGACUUUGUGGUAUUGGAGACAAAGGAUACUGAGGAGCAGGCUCUGGAGGUCCAGUCGGGGCUGUUUCUGUUCGGCCAGGCCCUGGGUGCUGUGAGGGAGUCAGUGAGCCGUGCUGCCGUAAAGAGCCUCAUCGACAACAACAAGAGCAACAUCCACAGCCUGGGCCAGGUGCUGCGCAGCCUCCACAUCAAGGACCUGUCCCUCUCUCCAGUGCCAGCAGUAGGUGACUCGGCGACCAGGAAGGUGUCGUCCCUAUCCGAGCUGCUCCGUGUCCACACCAACUUCCUACGAGGGAAGGUUCGCCUGCUGCUCACCAACGCACCUGCCUGUCAACAGAACAGCACGUGAUUGGAGCUUUCCCGGAAGACAGAGGCUGUGAUUGGACCGUUGUUUAGAGAGAGGAUGAGGUCAUUGGACUUCUGCUGAAAUCUCUGAAUGGACUUCCAAGUAUGGAAUGUGUAGACAAGGUCGUUGUUGACUGGAUAGAAACUGGUGGGAAAGUCAGUUGAUGUGGGUGGAGCUGAUGAGAAACCAUGAACGAGUGAGAGAGGAAAAAAGGUCACUUCUACAACUCAUUGACCUCAUCGGUUCCUAGUACUACCUGUCAGUACCACAAUGAGCUCCGAUGCAUGCAGCGGGAAUAAGCCACAGACAGUACCCGCUGGGCACAGACGUCAAUUCAAUGUCUAUUCCAUGUUGGUUCAACUUAUUUUCAUUGAAAUGACGUGGAAACAACAUUGAUUCAACCAGUUUGUGCCUAGUGGGUACAGAUCAUAUGAGAAGAUGAUAUAUAAAGUCCUAAAUCCAAUGAUUUCGAUUUUUCAUUUUAUUUAUACAUUGUCUUAAAAUGUGUUUUUGUAUAACUUUUGUGUUAUAAAUCUCUAUUUUCAUAUACGAGUGUGUACUUUGAAGUCUUUGAACCAUAUGUUAUGAUUGAUGCUCAGGUUUAACAUACUGUAGUCAGUGGUUUGUGUGUUCAUGUAAUAUGCUUGUCAGUACUGUUGUAAUUCAGACAAUGUAUUAGUCACUUCUCACUGUGUGCUCUCUGCACUCGGACUGUCUGUGUGGCCCUCCCUCCGACUUACCCUGUCUUUGGGGUCAGAGUAGACAUUGUAAUUUCACCACCAGGCAGCACACACAGCUCUCUGGCCUAACAAGCAGAGCACUGAGUCUGAGAAUUGAGAUCAGUUCCUAGUGGAGACCGUUCUGGACUCUGCUGCCCUCUGCUGGAUAGACCUUGGCAUCGUUGCCCUACUUCUGCCCUGGUUAUACAAAGAACAGAAACCGGCUCUGGCUCUAAAAAUAUCAUCAAGAAAUCAUCUCAUUAUGUGUAUAUAGACCUAGUCAUUUUCACAAAAAAACGAAACAAAAGAACACCAAUCAAAGAAGAUCAGUAAUGUCAACAUGGGUAAUCAUUAAUCAGAUUAGCAACCACUCACAGAUUAGCGAUGAUAAAUCAUUGGAUAUUGUGUGUUAAAAUAUAGGGAGGCAAAUAUGAUCAUUUGUUUAAGGAUAUCUUUUUAAUGUUCUCCAGUUCAGACACACAACAUACAGUGUGUCAUAGCCUCUAUAUGAAAUGUUAACGUCAUUCUUUAAACCCGUUCGUUACGCUUCCUUACAGUGUCUCAAUCCUCCAGUAGGUUACGGAUUCCAGACUAAAUGAAAACAGACACAAACAGGUGCAAGUCUUUUUCGGCAACCCAGCGCGAACCUUGGAAAAGUAGAGAUUUGCAUCUUUGCAAUGUUUUUUUGUUUGUAACAUUGAGCCAACGCCAGACUUAGUGUCACCGUGUAAACAGGUGAGAGUGUGCUUCCAGUCUGUUGGCUGUCAUAUCCCCGGUUUCCAAAUUUCAGUCAUAUUUUUUAAAAUAGAAAAAUACUGCCUUUUCUUUCUUCUUUUUUUGGAAACAUGGGCAUCUCAAAUGGACAGCAAACAGGUGAGCUGAUAUUCCAGAAAAUGACUUAAACAGUGUGCAUGGCAGACAUUAUAGUAAAGGAUAGCAAAGCAACCACAACCAUCAGAGUCUGAAACAAUACUGAAAGAGUACUGACUGAAGGUGUUGACAACAUACUGUACCUGCUCUAAGCUAUUCGGUAAUACUAUGUCACUUCUCAGGACAGUAAGUGUCACUAACAAUUACCAACAGCACCACCAUCAAGAUUCAAGUUCCCUUGUUUUGUAGGUUUGGGUUGAGCACAGUUUCAAACCAUGCCUAUCUCUACCAUUAUCACUGCUUUCCUCUACCAUUAUCACUGCCUUCCUCUACCUCCAUCAUUAUCAAUGCAUAUCUACCAUUAUCCCUGCCUUCCUCUACCUCUACCAUUAUCACUGCUUUCCUCUACCAUUAUCACUGCCUUUCACUACCUCCAUCAUUAUCAAUGCAUAUCUACCAUUAUCCCUGCCUUCCUCUACCUCCAUCAUUAUCACUGCAUAUCUACCAUUAUCCCUGCCUUCCUCUACCUCCAUUAUCACUGCUUUCCUCUACCAUUAUCACUGCCUUCCUCUACCUACAUCAUGAUCACUGCAUAUCUACCAUUAUCACUGCCUUCCUCUACCUCUACCAUUAUCAAUGCCUUCCUCUACCAUUAACCCUGCCUUCCUCUACCUCCAUCAUUAUCACGGCAUAUCUACCAUUAUCCCUGCCUUCCUCUACCAUUAUCACUGCCUUCCUCUACCAUUAUCCCUGCCUUCCUCUACCUCCAUUAUCACUGCCUUCCUCUACCUCCAUCAUUAUCACUGCAUAUCUACCAUUAUCACUGCCUUCCUCUACCUCCAUCAUUAUCACUGCCUUCCUCUACCAUUAUCACUUCCUUCCUCUACCUCUACCAUUAUCACUGCCUAUCUACCAUUAUCCCUGCCUUCCUCUACCAUUAUCCCUGCCUUCCUCUACCUCCAUUAUCACUGCCUUCCUCUACCUCCAUCAUUAUCACUGCUUUCCUCUACCAUUAUCCCUGCCUUCCUCUACCAUUAUCACUUCCUUCCUCUACCUCUACCAUUAUCACUGCCUAUCUACCAUUGUCACUGCCUUUCUUUCCUUCAGUCUCUCUCCCUAUCGCUCUCCCUUUUUCUUUCUCUCUGUAUCCACAUUUUCUCUCUAAAUCUGCUAUCUCUGCAGCUCUUACCAUUGGCCACUUAACAGAUGCAAAAUAACUCCUCUUAAAUGAAUUGUCAUUCCAGACAAAAGCUGUCGUCGUGAUUGAUGUGGCAGUUGACAAAAUGUGCAAGUAAUGCCGACCGCCCCCAGAACCCCACCCACGUCCAGUAUGUCCUUCCUACCCUAGAGAAACCUGAGCCAUAUCCCUGUCCCCACUGCUAUUUAUGUUGAACUCAACCAUGCUAGGAUUUUAGAUGUAGUUUUCAUUCACAGAUCAUUCAUGUAUGUUAAUAACUGUCUAUAUGUGCCCAUAACUUGUUGCACUUUGACCUUGAAAAUCUAAGAUAUGAAAGAAAAUCAAACAACAAGAGCUCAAAUCAGCCGUCUGAACUUGCACCUGAUUUGUCCCUUCACUCAUAAACCAAACCAUAAACAUAAUAUGUACAAAUACCACUUUGUUCUCUUACACUUUAACAUUUUUUUACAGUUUGUUUUCUAUGUGUCUUUUGUUCUUUUUCUGAGUCCCGGUUCUCUGUCCAGUCCCCUGUGAUGGACCCCAGUCUAUAACCCCGGAGUGUGAUCAUCAUCAUCCCAAAACAAGACAGGAAACAAAACAGGAAAAACAUCCCACUAGGUGUGUUGUUUGUGUUACAUGUGAGUAAUGUUUAUCAAAUGUUUUUCGACUCAAGUUUUAGAAUGUAUCCUCUGUGCACCGGCGACAUGUCAGGUGCCUGCUGAUGAUUAGUCUCUCCAUUGCCAUUGUUGUUUUCAACGUCAAUGCUUUCCUAGCGUCGUCUCAACUUCGGUAACAGUUUUGUUCCUCACGAAUGUCCAGAGUUUGACGUGUCCCUGUGUUCAGUUGUGCAGUUGAAAGAUCUGAAACGUGCGUACAAGGUUUUUUUUUCCACCUUUGACCUACAGUAUGUCAGUCUGACCCCCCUUCAUACCCCCUGCCCCUCAACAACA
This is a messenger RNA of Oncorhynchus mykiss (rainbow trout), 4535 nucleotides long. RefSeq names its product erythropoietin. The record is from RefSeq and is a predicted model, not a curated record. Gene Ontology annotation, cellular component: extracellular region. Gene Ontology annotation, molecular function: erythropoietin receptor binding; cytokine activity; hormone activity. NCBI's taxonomy places the organism in Eukaryota, Metazoa, Chordata, Actinopteri, Salmoniformes, Salmonidae. Gene Ontology annotation, biological process: nucleate erythrocyte development.